Molecule: messenger RNA, 812 nt
Organism: Neocloeon triangulifer
Lineage: Eukaryota; Metazoa; Arthropoda; Insecta; Ephemeroptera; Baetidae
Product: ras-related protein Rab-30-like
Exons: 5
Coding region: 48-683 (211 amino acids)
Cellular component (GO): endosome
Molecular function (GO): GTPase activity; GTP binding
Source: RefSeq, a predicted model, not a curated record
ACAAGAUCAGAUCAAUUUUUCCCUCUUGUGAUUUUUCUUCUGAUAAAAUGGAAACUUUUAUUAUGGACGAGUGGAAAUUCAUUUUCAAAGUCGCUAUAAUCGGUGAUUCGGGUGUUGGCAAGUCGAGUUUGGUGCAGCGAUUUACUCAGGGGGAGGUCCUCCAGCUUGACCAGGCCCAUUCUACAGAAAGUAUAGAUUUUUCGGAUUUUUCAGUGAAAACUUUCCAAGUCGAAGACGAAACUGUCAAGCUGCAUAUUUGGGAUAAUGCAGGACAAGGGCGCUUGCAUUCAAUUUCUCCAAGCUUCUAUUUGAACGCUGACGCUCUGAUUUUGGUUUAUGACGUCACAAGGCAGCCGACCUUUGAUUAUCUUCUUCACUGGAUGACGGAAAUGUAUGAUAAAGGAUUUUACGAUGAAUUUAACAUGCUGGUGCUGGUUGGCAACAAAUGCGACAAAGUUGACAAAAUAAUUCCAACUUCGUACGGUGAGUUGGUUGCCAACUACAACAACAUGUCGCAUUUUUUGGAAAUUUCUGCCAGAGAUUCAGAAAAUGUUGCUAUGCUCUUCAAUGACGUUGCCGCCAUGUUGAUUUGGCAAAAACUCCGAAUGAGCGAGCUGAGGAGGCGCGAGACGAAAUCAUUCAUAGGGGUCGGACGUUUGAGAAAGUGGCUCUGCUGUUUCUGAUUUGCAAAAAAAUCAGGUUCUUCAUUUGCAGAAAUUUGUUAAAUUAUUCGUAUUUUUAUUUUUAUUGAGCAAUUAUGUAUUGAUUUAUAAUGUGUAUUUAUAUUAAUAUAUUUAUCUUUAUAUAUAUCU